Messenger RNA from Caenorhabditis sp. 36 PRJEB53466, 494 nucleotides. The record is from the annotation of a GenBank genome assembly. NCBI's taxonomy places the organism in Eukaryota, Metazoa, Nematoda, Chromadorea, Rhabditida, Rhabditidae.
AUGCUAAAUCACAAAAUUUCGUCGAAUGGCCAGAAGAAGCUCGGUCUCCACCGUGUAGCGUCGGUCGACGAUCUGAGUGCUUUCCUCAAAUCGGCCAUGAUUCACGAUGCUGAGAAGACAUCCGUCAAGAAUUCGUCCGCCGGUGCCAAUCAGAAGGAUUCUUCCAAGAUGGUGCAGACUCACGAGAAGAUUGAAGACGACGAAGAACUCAUCCAGGAUGGAUUUGAGAUCAUUAACGAGAUCGACCCCAAUGAGCCGCCAAUGAAGAAGGUACCUCCUUAGUUUCUGUUACUGUAGCCUAAUCAAUUUCCUUUCAGUCGAAGAUCGAAGACGGUGAAGCUGACCAGGAAUCCACUUCAUCCUUCAUGGAACUCGAUGAGUCCUACGACUCGUUCGACAUGCACGUCACUCCGAACUCCGAAGAGAAGAAUAAGGUGAAUUAUUUCAUGCUCUAAGAUAGAACAUUCUUGAUUUUUUUAUAGGAAGGCCACUAA